AUGGCGAUUUGGUAUCGCGGACUUUGCUUUCUACCCACCGAUGAUGAGCUCUUUUUCGAUUACUUGAUGCGGAGGCUGAAUCGAGAACCGUUGCCUGAUCCAGACGUCGUCCGCGAUUGCGACGUGUACGGCGGCGGUGAUCCCUGGAAGAUCUUUGGCAAGGACCGAGACGAGAAGUUCUACGUUUUCACCACGUUGAAGAAGAAGAACAAAUCGAGAGUGGACAGGACUGCUGGCUCGGGUACUUGGAAGGGCGAACAGAGUUACAAGAUCAGGGGUUCGCAAGGUGAGGUAGUCGGCUACAAGAAACUCUUUACCUUUGAACCGAAAGCUAGCUCGAGCGGGGAAGCCGACAAGGCCGAGAAUGGGCACUGGAUCAUGUACGAGUACUCGAAGCAUCCGCACAAUGAAACGGAGUGCGUCUUAUGCGUAAUCAGCAACAAAUACGUGUGCCGGAAUCCGCACGGCCGAGUGCAAUUUGAGGAAGAGAAUCGACAAGCAAAGAAGGCACGGUCUCUCCGCGAUGAUCACACCGCCGUCGACGUUCCUUCCGCCCGAUCGCCACCCUCAACUACCACCACCGCUCGAGCUCAACCAUCCACUUCCCCGGCUUUCGACAAAGACGAAGUUGUCAUUCCACAGAAUGGCAUCUGCUACGCCACUGAAUCCCCGGCUUUUCACAGCGACAGAAAUGCCAAUUCGCUUCCUCCAACGGCAGCGAACAUACGAGAAGAUACCCGGCUCACUGCUUCCUCGGCUUUUGGUGGCGCAAACGCUGGUCCGCUUUCUCCGAUGGCAGCACCCAUGGUGGACCCUGAAUGGGCGGCUCGGUUGAAGAAUAUGGAAAUAAGUCCGUUGGUCAAGUAUCUCUUGUGUACGGUCGUCAAGCAACGCGCUGGCGCUCUUCAUGCAAGGAACAACGUCUUAGAGUCGCACCCGGAAGAAAUUGCACCCAAUUGGCCUUAUUAG
Syzygium oleosum is the source of this 969-nucleotide messenger RNA. RefSeq names its product NAC domain-containing protein 68-like. Gene Ontology annotation, molecular function: DNA binding. The record is from RefSeq and is a predicted model, not a curated record. Bases 1 to 969 code for a protein of 322 amino acids. Gene Ontology annotation, biological process: regulation of DNA-templated transcription; system development. NCBI's taxonomy places the organism in Eukaryota, Viridiplantae, Streptophyta, Magnoliopsida, Myrtales, Myrtaceae. The transcript has 2 exons.